This is a messenger RNA of Cladocopium goreaui, 560 nucleotides long. The record is from the annotation of a GenBank genome assembly. Lineage: Eukaryota; Dinophyceae; Suessiales; Symbiodiniaceae.
AAAUCUUGAUUUCUGUCGGAAAUCCAGCCGAUUUCCUGCCAUGGCCUCCAUGGCCUACCGCGGCUUCGACGGUGCGGGUCUGGAUGGGCGCAAGCCCGUCAGAAAGGCUGAGAUCAACGGUGAGGAGGGUGUCUACAUUGGUAGCCAAGGCUACGUGCCGCGCUUGGUUCAGGUAGAUGUGCCAUAUCAUCGCACGCCCCUGCAGGGUGGAGCCAACAGAUUGAGCCAAAAGCCUCCCACGAAGUCCUGGCUGAAGACUUUGGGAGAUGAAUGCUAUGCCCCAUCCGGCGUGAUGCUGCGACCAGAUGACUUGGUGGAUCCCAAGUACAAAACAUUACCAGCCGGCCGCACCGGGGAGCCUUGUGUCUAUGACGGCACGCGGGAUCAGCGGCACGCGGCGCCCAGCAGCUUGUUUGAUGGUCUUUGUCCGGAAAAGCUGCUGCAGGGAGCCAAAUCAACCACGGGGAAGCCUUGAUCUCGAGGCUCCCAAGCUGAGAAGGGCAUUAGAUCCGCUCUCGAUAUCUUCCCAUUGGAUGGUCUCGCUGGGAGAUGGCCUCGGC